CAGAGAAGAUACAGAACAACGUUUACGAGUUUACAACUUGGUGAAUUGGAGAACUCAUUUCAAUCUACACAUUACCCAGAUGUUUUCUAUCGCGAGGAACUAGCUUUGAAAUUGGACUUGACAGAGGCAAGAGUUCAGGUCUGGUUUCAGAAUCGACGUGCCAAAUGGAGAAAACAGCAA
Messenger RNA from Lottia gigantea (owl limpet), 180 nucleotides. RefSeq lists its product as hypothetical. The annotation marks the transcript as partial. Gene Ontology annotation, biological process: regulation of transcription by RNA polymerase II. The transcript is spliced from 2 exons. Gene Ontology annotation, molecular function: DNA-binding transcription factor activity, RNA polymerase II-specific; RNA polymerase II transcription regulatory region sequence-specific DNA binding. NCBI's taxonomy places the organism in Eukaryota, Metazoa, Mollusca, Gastropoda, Lottiidae. The record is from RefSeq and is a predicted model, not a curated record.